Messenger RNA from Plodia interpunctella (Indianmeal moth), 1532 nucleotides. RefSeq names its product lipase member H-like. Gene Ontology annotation, biological process: lipid catabolic process. Gene Ontology annotation, molecular function: lipase activity. The transcript is spliced from 7 exons. Bases 387 to 1265 code for a protein of 292 amino acids. The record is from RefSeq and is a predicted model, not a curated record. NCBI's taxonomy places the organism in Eukaryota, Metazoa, Arthropoda, Insecta, Lepidoptera, Pyralidae.
GAGUAGCCAUUGAAAAUGUGGAGGUCCUGGCUGACGGUCCACUAAUUAGAUUUAGCUUCAAAAUGAGCGUUCUAACUCGCUUAAAGUUUAACAAAGUUUCAGUUUAUGUGUGGAAAGUUUGUGUUACUCUCGCAGUGGCUCCGAUGUGUGUUCGGAAUGGAAAACUGUGCUGGAAUGAUUUUGUGGGUGAUUCUGAGUAGAACAGGUUCGUUUGUGGCUACUUUCGUCUACCUAUACUGUGAUUUUAAUAAGUGCAAGUUGCAGCAAAGCAGCACGGUAUCGCCUAGGAAAGUAUAUACCUAGUGGUAGAGGCAAUAGAGUGGGAAGCGCCAGCACCGUACGACCCGGUAUGGCUGGCCAGCGUGCAGCAGUAUCCUCCAGCUCCUAUGAACGAAACCAGGUUCUGGUGGGUCACCGAGGAAGACGUCGAGUUUUGGCUGUAUACUAGGCAUAAUAUUGAAAAUCCGCAAAUUUUAAGAAUCAAUGACACCCAGGCACUACAUAACUCGUACUUCCAUUUUAAUAAAAAGACUAAAUUACUUUGCCAUGGUUGGUCGAAUAAUGGAACCAGCCCUAUGCCACACUCUCUAAAAGAAGCUUACCUUAAUGUGACCGACCUGAAUGUCAUAGUGGUGGAAUGGGGGAAGGCCGCUAUGGUCAACUACAUACUGGCUAGCUACAACGUAGCCAUGGUGGGCAGGGUUGUCACAGAGUUCAUCAACUUUUUAAUUGGCGAAGGGGUAUCAGCAGAUGAUAUGCACCUCAUAGGACAUAGCCUUGGUGCUCACGUCGUGGGAAUAGCCGGGGCUUAUGUGAAGAACGGUCCGAUCGACACGAUCACAGGACUAGACCCCGCUCUGCCCCUGUUCAGCUACGGCAACAAGAAUUCCAGACUGGACAAACACGAUGCCCGCUUCGUGGAAGUGAUCCACACUUGCGGCGGGUACCUGGGCUUCGCAUCGCCCUUGGGGCAUAUAGAUUUCUACCCCAAUGGCGGCACUAGGCAGCCUGGGUGUGGAUACGAUAUUAGAGGGCUGUGCGCUCACAACCGGGCGCAUAUGUACAUCGCGGAGUCCAUAACUUCGGAAGUCCCGUUUGUGGCCGUCCGCUGCCAGAGCUACGACGAGAUCUACUACCAGGGCUCCUGCCAAGGCACAGGCGAGACCCUGAUCAUGGGCGGACUGCUCAUACACUAUGGGAAAGAAGGAAUUUACUACCUUAGGACGAACCCUGAGAGGCCCUUCGCAAUGAGGGAUCCGGCGUAAGAAUUAUUCAUUCGUCGAGCCAACUUCCCAGUACAUUAAAUUUUCAUACUUGUUAUGAGCCCUCACUUACUGACUAAUAAAAUAGAGUGCUAAAAAUGGCACUUUUUUUUUUAAUGUAUAAAUAUUGUUACGCAGAAACUGAGUAUUCUGUGUAUUGUAAUAAAUAGUUUAAGACAUCCUGAAAUAAUUUAUUAUAGAACAAUUUUGUAAUGUAGUUACUAUAUAUGUGCGUUUAAUACUGUUGGUGAAUUGAGUUUUAUUCAUUUU